This is a messenger RNA of Procambarus clarkii (red swamp crayfish), 6914 nucleotides long. RefSeq names its product mitochondrial fission regulator 2. Gene Ontology annotation, cellular component: mitochondrion. Gene Ontology annotation, biological process: mitochondrial fission; aerobic respiration. The record is from RefSeq and is a predicted model, not a curated record. NCBI's taxonomy places the organism in Eukaryota, Metazoa, Arthropoda, Malacostraca, Decapoda, Cambaridae.
GGUGUGGCCGAGGUGAGGGUGUAGUGGUGGUGGAGGGUGAUGCCAGGAGUGGUGGGGGGAUCAGCUGAGAGUUGUUGUUGUGGUGGUGUGGUGCUGUGGGCCUCUUGCUGCAUGUGAAGGAUGAGUGGCAUGUGGGCAGUGGCUGUAGGUGUGGCAGAAGAGCUGUGGCUGGACAUUGGUGACUCCAUAUGGGUGGUGCUUGAAGCUCUCCACUUAUCUCCACUUGUGCUCAGGCUGAGGGAGGAGAUGGUGAGUUCUGGCUCACGCAAGAGGUCACUGGUUCGCAUCCUGGGUUCAGCCUUGCCUUUGAAACCUGUGCAGAGGCCGUAUUUAAGGUAUGUUGACCUGAGAAGUUUGAGCACAUCAUGUGACUCCCUCUUCUCGGCUCACACUCAGGGUCGCAUAGAAUCCAGGUGGCUGGCUGACACAGAGUGCUCUUCUAGAUUUAGACCCAUUUUCUCACGCUGUGACACAGCACCGGAACUCUUUCCUCUUGGUAAGGAUAAAAUUGACAAUGGGAAUGGUGACUCUACCCCGAGAUCGUCAACACCAUUCAGUUUGACAUCCGAGAUCGGCCCACAGCGCAACAGUUAUUUACACCACAACUAUUUGCACCACUCUCAAGAUACACUGGUGUCUCAACACCCUCAUGAUAGCUUCCAACACAGCACUUUGAAUCUUACUUCAAUACACGCAACAUCUCCAUUUACAGACCCAACAGCAUUAGCUAAAAUAUCAGCUUUAGAGGAUGAGCUUUCUCAGCUUCGCUCACAAAUUUCAGCAAUAUUAAAUCAAACAAAACGUCCAGUCACCCCUCCACCAAGUCCUACCUUUCUGACAGCGCCACCACCACCACCCCCACCACCACCACCUCCACCACCACCCCCACUCCCACCCCCACCACUGAGUAAAUGUUUUUCACCCCUUCCUCUCCUUGAAGAUACCAAUAAAAACACAUCUUUUUCUGAAUUAAUUGCACAAAAUAAAGAAAGCAUUAACAAGCACACAGCACCUUUAGAUGUGUCAGUCAUUAAUCAGAACAACAACUCAAGACCAGUGUCAAUGUCCGAUGUUCUCAAGGGCCUCAACAAAGUCAAGUUGAAAAAAGUGUCCAGGUCCCCUGGUGGAACACCAGUAAGAUCACGACCAAAAUCACCGUUACCAGGUGAUCCCGCAUCAAUUAUUGCAGCUGCACUGAAGAAACGCUUUGCAAAUAUGAAUUAUACCCCAGAGAAGGAUAAUCAUGACGAGAGCAACGAAUUUAGUUCUUCUCCAGAAAAUACCCCACAAAUAAACCGCAAAAUCCGGUCUGAAGUCCCAAAAUGUAAGCUAGUCGAAGAAGAACCUCCUAAAAAGAACCUGUUUCAGUUGCUGAAGAAAUCGCCUCGAAUACCUAAACCCAAGCCAAAAGAAGAAGAGAAGCCUUCACUUCCAAUAUUUGGUCAGCAUCUUUUGAAAAAACGUACUUCUGUAACGCCCGAAUCAAGAGACAGUGCAAGCCCUUCUAGUGAAGCAUCGGAUCUCUCACGGUGACCUGCAUAACACGCUUUAAUUGCAGCUGCCCCGAAAUGGACCCUACGUCAUUUUUUUGAUGAAAGAGGAUCUUAAAACAGAAAAUAGUUUAGGUUGUCUUUAUAAAAUGAAAUGUGAAUGACUCAAAAUACUUGUAAUAUAAAAAUAUUUUUAGUUACUGCAUUUAUAAAUAAAAUACAAAUGUUGCAUUUAUAAUCUCUCUUGUGAUAAACUUAAUUAUUUUAAGUGUGUUCUUCAAUACCUGAUUCAUACCUGAGAAGGAGCACAUCUUGCCAGCAUUAAUGCACUUGUAAUAAUAGUAUAGAAAAUAUUGACUUAUUUUUUCACACACAAUUGCACAAGUAAAAUUUAGAAUUUACUGUUUAAUAAACAUUUAUAUUUAUACUCACUGAAAACACAGUAGCAGGAGAUGUCUGUGAGGAAUUAUUGGAGCAGGGUGAGCUUGAUUUAUUACUUAAAUCUUGAUUGGAGUUUAUUACAAAGAUUUUCAAUUCAGUUUCUUCACUAUUAAUGACAUUUAGUUAUUCAGUUUGGGUUUUAUACCCACGUGUGUAUGUAGAGAGGCAAAUAAUGCAUUCUUAAUGCAAUGUUGGUGCUAUAUCUUAAGUGUGAUUGACAUUACUGUACUGUAUUGCACCACAUAAACUUAACAGUUCUCCCAGGAGUAGUGUGCUGUUGUAACAAUGUUAUGAGUACUCUAAGUCAUGGCCUGAAAGGUUGUUAAGGUUACAGCAAAGCUCUGUAUGCUGUAAGAAAAGUCAUUAAGACUACAGCUAACCUUCUUAUACAAGGAACACAGCUGUUUACUGUCAGGGGCCUAACAUUGUUUUGUGCCUACUUACUUGCCGUCAUGAAGUGCCUAGUCGACGUAAUUCUAUAUACAGUACAGUAUACAUAUGUUGGUGAAAUAUUUAAGGCAGUUUGUUGUACCAUCUGUAAAUAACAUUCCAUCACUCGACUCCAAAUGAUUUCGGUCAAAAACAUUACAAAUUACUUUUAUAUUUGACCAUAUUUUUAUUAUCUCAUUGUACACAUUAAAAACAAAUUUAAUGAUCUUUUAACUAACUCGGUAACUUUUAUGAUUCAUUGAAGUUUAUGAAAGUUAUCGAUUAUGAUUGCUACCUUCACAUGUAUGCAGUAGCUCUGUUUUAUGUUCUUGUGUUUGUUAAAUAUUUAUCAAUUAGUAUCUGAUUCUGUGAAUCUUCAUACUAUAAACAUCAUUAGUUUAAAAUGGACAAUGUUAAAUUUUUGUUUUAAAUUUUGGUUAUAUUGCAGCUGGUGUACUUGCUUUAGCAGUAAAUACAGUGCAACCUCAAUUUAACAAACUAUAUGGAACUAACUCCAAUUGGUUGCAGUGAAGGAUUCGCUGGAACAGGAGUUGCCUUCUGGAGGCCCAUAUUUGUGAACAAAAUCAGGAAAUCUCAAAAAUAAAACAAACCAUAAAAUUUAGUUUUAAAUGUGCUCAUUAGUUUUCCCAAGACCCCAGCUCCUUUCUUUUAAUUUUGCAUCCAUCUAUGAAAAUCAUUAAAAAUGUAUUUGGAGCCAUAUUAACAUAUCAGUAGUUACCAUUUCAUACUCUAAUAUUUCCAAUGCUCAAUGGGCAGAAUUCACGAGUGAAAUUUUAAUUUCAACCUCAUGAAAGACAGCUACCAAGAGAACCUAUAUGUAGAGAGAUUUAACCACAUUUAGCAUAUUUCCCAUGCCCAAACCUUGAAAUACCAUUUUCAAUGGAAGAAGGGGCCCCUAUUUUUCUAAAUUAAAACCUCUGCAACUGAAAAUAAAAAAAUCACAGAAUUUUGUUUUAAAUAUAUUCAAUGGCUUUUCCAAGGCCCUCCACACUUAUUCUAACCUUAUGACAAUCUGUGAACAUCAUAAAAAAGUUGAUUUGAGCCCUACUAAAAGUGUUACUAUUCAUACCCUCAUAUUUCUCAUUCUUUAUGGACUGAUUUCAUUAAGGAAAUGUUUAAUUUUAACCUAUGAUAUGAUGGGCAACUUUUCCAGCAGUCUGUGAACUCUGUCCCAACAUCCUAAGCGAAUCUGCACAUCCCCAACUUCAGUAGUUUGUAUAUUCGGGUGAGUAAAUCCAGCCUGGAAAGUGUGCAUUCCAACCGAAGAUUUGCCGAAUUGAGGGUCCACUGUACAUUAAUUUAUUGAGGAAUUGUAAAGAAAUUGAAAUCUUUUUCUUAAGUGGAUUACUAAAAAUUUAUUGAAAAAAAAGGCAAGUUUUUCAGUCAUGUUUUUAGAAAGUAGGAAAUGCAUAAGUAAUUUUUUUAAAUAACGAAUUCUUUGAAGUAAAUUAUAUUUGUUAUUAACACUUAACGUUCCGACCCAUCAAUGCAUAUCUGACCUAAACAUUUCGAGCACCACCGGUUUCCACUUGGCGACGCCUAAAAUUUUUGUAUUUUUUGAGGGGGGGGGGGGGGCGGUGGUUAUACACUAAGUAUAAGUUUGGUGUCAAAAUGUUCAUAAAUGAAUUUACUAGAGGAUAGAUGCAAAACAAAAUGUAUUUUAAUAAUAGCUUAUGGAGCUGAAUAAACAAACGUUUAUGAACAUUUCAACAUUUCUUGUAUAUUUUCCAACAUAAAUAGAAAUACAAAAAUAUGGAAUGAUAUUUAAAUACAAAAAUAUGGAAUGCACACAUGAUUGGUCUAUAUUGCUGUAAAAAGAAAAGAAGCAUAAUUUGUCAUACUUAUUAGAUGAUUUCCAAGGCAUUGUGAAAAUAUUGUAUUCACAAGCAGAGGAAUGAUCAUCCCGAGUGAUCGGUAAUUGACCAAGGUGAUCUGUCGGUGAUCCUCUGAUAAUUUGGUUUGUCCCCCCCUGAUAAUCUAUCAGGGGGAUGUUUUCCAAAAUAUAAAAAAUAUAAAUUAAACAGUUUGAUUUUCUGGAAUUUUCUUGAGAUGGCUGAUAUAUUUUAGCAUAAUGCUAGCAUGUUACAGUAAUGAUAUAAGUUUAACCUUUGCACUGCUCGAAUUAUCAUAUGCUAUUUUUUUCCAUUUGAUUUGUGAACUGUUUUUAAUCAUUCACAUCUUGUGAUUUGUGAAGUGUUUUUAAUCAUCCAUAUCUUGAUGUAGGAUUUUUAAGUAGCUGUGCUGUCUAAGGGUUGAUGAGGUGUUUAAUAUAUGUUUGAAAACUGAAAAGAAAUAACUUUUGGGUACUUUGCCACUUAUCAGUCAUCAAAUUGUUAUGCUCUACACCACCACUGUAACAAUACAGUAACUACAGACACCUUAUUUCCUCACGGGCUAUUCAUGCCCGCGCCACCUCUUGGGUGGCUUAAUCUUCAUCAAUCGCCUUAUUUCCCUUAGUUAUUUAUGUAUAAGGUAUACUACAACCUUAUACAAAUGACUACUACUACUAUGUCUACUGAUGUUUUAUAUGCUAGUUGUAAUUUUUUGUUUCCUUCUCCCACACUUAAUCACAUUAGAAAUAAAUGUUAAGUGCCUAAUUGUGAUCUUAUGAUGCUCAAAAAUAUCUCAAGGGAUAUGAACACAAUUAUCUAUGUCUAAAAUGAAAGUACAGUAAUCAAACCUGGGUGCUGUGUCAGCCCCUAAAUAGUGUACAUAUUUCAAGUUUUGUCUUUGACACAUUGUAUUUAACUUUUGUGAUAAAUUAAGUAGCUGUAUAUAAUUUAGGUAGAGUUAAUCUAGCAGAGUGGUUUUUUAUUUUGUUUUUUAUUCCUGCUUGAAAUUCUGUUUGAUGCAAACAGUAGAUGACAGCUCUAGCUUUAUGGACUGUUUGCAGGUUUAUGAUUGAUAUGUGACCCAAGAUUUAUAGUUCUGAUUCACUGUUGUGUUGUAUAAUUCUAACUUCAUGAUUGAUCUGUCUCCCAAGAAUUAUAGUUCUGAAUUACUACUACUAUAUAUAAUGGUAACUGUAUGAUUGAUCUGUGACCCAAGAUUUAUAGUUCUGAAUCACUGUGUUGUUGUAUAAUUCUAACUUCAUGAUUGAUCUGUCUCCCAAGAAUUAUAGUUCUGAAUUACUACUGCUAUAUAUAAUGAUAACUAUGAUUGAUCUGUGACCCAAGAUUUAUAGUUCUGAAUUAAUAUUGCAAUCUGUAAUGUAACAUCAGAAUAUGUUCCACCAGCUAUAUUCUUUGCUCAGGAAUAUCUCAUCUUCAGUGAUUAAAAACUGCUCUCCUUCAUUGAUUAUGUAUAUCACACGUUUCCGUGCUUAUUUGGUAGCUUAGAUAUGAAGGAAAAAUCCAUUAUCAGUGCUAUGUGGCAGCCACUUUCUGUUUAAGGACAGGUGUAUCUCUCUCUCUCUCUCAGAACAGUAUUUGUAUAGGUGUAGAUCAUACUAUUGUAUCUUGUAUUGUACAUGAGAAAUAUUUUAGAAGCUGUCGUGAACAAAAAUGACAGGGACCAAACCAACGGCAGUCGCUUUUUACUGAGCAGUAGGCAAAUAAAGUACAGUAUUUAUCUCAGCAAUGUGUAUAUAAGAUACUCCACUGAACAUCACUCCGUUUGUUUUGGUGAGAUGUGUAUGCACACACUUUCCACAUGAAUUCAGUGACUUAUCUACUACAGCGGCUAAUAUUUUAUUUUUGCAUCAAAUAACAAAAUAUAUUUUAUUUUAUUUACUGAACAUGUAGAGGUGUUGAAUGACAUCGUUGAACUGUAAUAUUCUCCCAUUGCAGCUCACUUUUAAGUGAUACUCAUAUAAUUUUCUCUUUUGUUACUAUAUCUUUGAUGCUUUGCUCCAUUGGGACCUGAAGGUUGAACAUAAGAAGGAUCUAUCUUAAGUUAUCAUUUAUUUGUGUGCAUAUAAUUAUGGUAACUGUAUAAUUAGCAAUUGAUCACACAGUCUUAAAAAUUAAAAGUAAGUUUUUAAUGCUUUUUUAAUGUAAGUUUUUUAAGAUUUCUUGCAUAUAUUUUAUCAUUGUUGGUAUUGGCUGCUGGUGCUUAACCCUUAGACUGGUGAAUUUUAUUAUUCAGAAAAUGCUUAUGUGAAUUGUUAGCAGACUAAAGGUUAACUGGUCCUUUAAGGAGGCCUGGUCGACGACUGGGCCGCGGGGACGCUAAGCCCUGGAAGCACCUCAAGGUAACCUCAAGGUAACUACACACUGCAAAAAUGGCUCUGGUGCUUGAGUUUUCGUGUACUGCACUAAGAACAUUGAUUAUACUGUGCCAUAUACAGUACUUAAGCUUUGUAAAAAAAUAUUAAUAACUGAAUUUCAAAAUUGAUUUAAUAAUUUGCUGUCCGCCUCCUCCCACUGGGAAUUGUGCAUCUCUCAUUGUUUUACUCUUAUGUUUACAGUAUUGUACUUAUGUUCCAUUUUUUUUACUUAUUAGUAGUACCUACAUCAUCUUGUAUUUUACUGUCUUCAGCAUUUUACAAAUUCUGUACUGCAAAUAUUUUAAUUAAUAAAUGUCAAAGAAAAA